GAAGGCCUGUGCCGCUUGGUGGGCCUGGAGGACCUCGUCCCGCAGCCCACCGACCCGUCGGCCUCGUCGUCCUUGGCGCCUGCUCUUGCGGGUCCGUUGACGGUCGUAGCGCAGCGCUCUGAGGUGACUGCCGAGCCGGCGGCGGGCUGCACGCGACUCGAGAAGCUGGUGCUCCGGGGAUGUUACCUUCUCACGACAGCCGGUCUGCUCCGGGCCAUCCCAGUGCUGCUCAACCUCACCAGCCUCGACAUCGGCGCCAACCGGAACGUGGAUGACCACACACUGAAGGGCCUGGUGCCCUUCCUGCCCAACCUCACCUCGCUCUCCCUGGCGACCGCCGCCUCGGCCACAGCCUCACCACGCUCGACCUCGAGUGCAUGCCCGGACUCACCAGAGGUGCUGUCCAGGUAG
This is a messenger RNA of Acanthamoeba castellanii str. Neff, 411 nucleotides long. RefSeq lists its product as uncharacterized. The annotation marks the transcript as partial. The record is from RefSeq and is a predicted model, not a curated record. The transcript has a single exon. Lineage: Eukaryota; Discosea; Longamoebia; Acanthamoebidae.